CCCCAGCCCUGCCUGAGCCACAUGGCUUUGUUAUGUUAAUGACUGGGUAUAAAAUGAGGGAGCAGCUCCCCCACAGACAUCAGAGCUAACACUGCCGUCCAGAAGAAGCUGCUCACUUCACCUGCACAGACAUGGCUCCCUGCUCCACCAACUUCUCCUCUGUUCACCACAUCAGGAUCUCUGAGAGAGACAACAUCAAAUUGAGAAAACCCCUCGUGGAGAAAAUGCGCAGAGAUCGCAUCAACACUUGCAUCGAGCAGCUCAAGAUGAUCCUGGAGAAGGAGUUCCACAAGCAGGAGCCCAACUCCAAGCUGGAGAAAGCCGACAUCCUGGAGAUGACUGUGAGCUUCCUGAGGCAGCAGCUGCAGCCGGGCCUCCGUCACAGCACGGACUACAACCAGGGCUACUCUCACUGCUGGAGGGACUCUGUGCACUUCCUCUCCGCAGGAUCCAACACGGAGGCCUCCGUCACUCCUCUGCGCGGCCUCCAGCAGCAGGAGAAGCGGCACCAUCAGGCCCAGAGAACCAGCAGCUUCUCCACAGUCUGCUCCACCCUCAGGCCCACCACGCUGCAGGACAGCAGCAGCAGCAGAGGCCCCGUGUGGAGGCCCUGGUAGAGACUCUGACACUCAGACUCUGAGAGACCUGAGGGGAGCUGCUCUCUCCCUCACUAUGUAGGAAAUAUGUUUCCAGCCUGCUUGUUAUCGGUGGGUUUCUUUAUUGUCUCAUCACAUUGAUGGACAAGUAGUAAAAGCGAAGGCUCUCACUUAUUUGAAGAUUGUCCUGCUUUGACUUUGAUUCACACCCGAUGUUUGCUUUUCCUCUGUGUUUAAAGCUGGUUGAUUUUGAGUGAUGAUGGUUUGGUCAAAUCUUUUGAAAUGACUGUUUACUCCAGUGGAGUUUAUCUUUGGACUGCUCGAUGUAACAGUAUAUGUAUCUGACAUACUGAGUUAUACUGAGAAUAUUUCUCUUCUGUGUUGAAUUAUCUAUGCCAAAUUUGAAGAUGAUGAUGAUGUUGGUGUGUGUGUGUGUGUGUGUGUGUGUGUGUGUGUGUGUGUGUGUGUGUGUGUGUGUGUGUGUGUUUGUGUGUGUGUGUGUGUUUGUGUGUGAGCGAAUGCAGUUGGAUCUCCAUAUUAACAUUUUUUGAUGGGAUGUCUUUAUUACUGUUUUGCUAUCACACUUUUGGCUCUUA
Molecule: messenger RNA, 1192 nt
Organism: Acanthopagrus latus (yellowfin seabream)
Lineage: Eukaryota; Metazoa; Chordata; Actinopteri; Spariformes; Sparidae
Gene: her12
Product: hairy-related 12
Exons: 2
Coding region: 132-617 (161 amino acids)
Biological process (GO): regulation of neurogenesis; regulation of transcription by RNA polymerase II; anterior/posterior pattern specification
Cellular component (GO): nucleus
Molecular function (GO): DNA-binding transcription factor activity, RNA polymerase II-specific; RNA polymerase II cis-regulatory region sequence-specific DNA binding; protein dimerization activity
Source: RefSeq, a predicted model, not a curated record